This is a messenger RNA of Orbicella faveolata, 2198 nucleotides long. RefSeq names its product CLIP-associating protein 1-A-like. Gene Ontology annotation, molecular function: microtubule binding. The record is from RefSeq and is a predicted model, not a curated record. Gene Ontology annotation, cellular component: cytoplasmic microtubule; mitotic spindle; spindle microtubule. Gene Ontology annotation, biological process: mitotic spindle assembly; establishment of mitotic spindle localization. NCBI's taxonomy places the organism in Eukaryota, Metazoa, Cnidaria, Anthozoa, Scleractinia, Merulinidae.
AUGCUCAUAGGCCGUCCAUGCUCUGAUGUUAGCAUACACAUUCUCCAUACUGAUUUCGACACAUUUCUCAUAGCACAACUCAAGAAAAUUCGCAGUUUAGUCAUAGGGGGCGCUUUGGAGUAUGAUAACUUUGUCUCAUUACUAAGACUUCAAGAGGGUGCUUUCAAGUUAUCGACAAAGGAUCUGCGAUCAUCCGUCGCCCGAGAGGCUUGUGUAACUAUGAGCUACUUAUCAACCGUUCUGAAAAAUCAGUUUGAUCACACGGCAGAAGCCGUCUUGCCAACUCUUAUCAACUUGAUCACAAACAGCGCGAAGAUCAUGGCAACUUCUGGACACGCAUGUAUCAGGUUUAUUCUAAAGAAUACACACAAUCAUCGACUUAUUCCUAUUCUAACGAACAAUAUGACAUCAAAGUCGAGCAUCAUAAGAAGGCGUUGCUGCGAAUAUCUUGAUCUACUUCUCACUCAUUGGGACACCUCCACAAUAAAACCCCGUGUUAGUGAAAUAGAAGAAGCGAUACGGAAAGGAAUUUCUGAUGCAGAUCCUGAGGCUAGGGCAGCCACACGAAGGUCUUUCUGGCACUACCACGAACACUUUCGAGACAAGGCAGAGAACUUGUUAAAGUCAUUCGAUGCCUCCAAGCAGAAGCAAUUGGAAAACGACCGUAAUCUUUCCAACCUCGGUCCAGCAAAAACUUCGUCGUCCGGUCGAUUUGUGUCUGUUAAACCAAGCAAACCGGCACCCGGUAACCGAGUGCGUUCAUCAAGUGCUGCAAGUGAAGACGGCACAACGAGUUCGCGUCACACCGCGCCAUCCCGUCAGACAGUAGGAGCUUCGAGCCGGGCGGCGAGAACCAAUCACAGAGAAGAUUCCCGUCAUGCCGUGGCGUCCAAGACUCCAGGAUCCCUUCUGUCUCCCAUGGCUGCUCUGGGCCGCUCCCUCAGUAACAUUGAUCAGCGGUCCACUGAACGAGCCAGCGCGCGCUCCAAGACCCGGCCAGCGUUACCCCGCGUGUCGCCUCCAAAUCACCACGUGCAACAGCGGCAACCUCGGACCCAGUAUCCGUCAAGGGGCACAGUAUCUCAACCUGGUAGUAGAUCUCAAUCCCCCGAGCGACUGCUGUCCACGUUUCCUCCCAGAGAGAGGUCUGAGGCAUACUGUCGAAGAGAAAGCUUAGCAGGGAGGACAAAAAUACCCACUCCAAGUGUUUCUCGGCAUAACAGCAACGAGGCUCUGGCUGGCAUUGGCUGCCAGUCGCCCCAAUCCCCUCCCUCUAGCUCUCCUUCUUUACUCCCUGUUCGAAAACCUCUUAUUUCUCGACAUCUUAGCUUCGAGUUUCUGCCCAGACCGCUUCCUAAUCCUUCUAUCUCCUAUAUUCCUGUUCCCAGUUUUCGCGCGCGAACCGCGUCUCAAUGCAGCUCACGCGCGAGUUCACGAGCGAGCUCACGCGGAGCGAGUCGAGACACGAGUCCUGACAGGAGAGGAGACAGGCGGUUGAGUGUGGAAAGAGGUUACAGUCCUAGUCACUUGCCCGUGAUGAAAAAGACCAGUCCAUUACACAAUCCUCCUCUGGCGAAACAGUCAGGUCAAGGUGAGCCCACAGCUAAAGGCGUCACUGAAGCAGCGGUUUGGGACGCUUGGCAUAAAAGUCCUUCCAGGAGGAAAUAUUCAUUUGGUUCAACAAACUCGCAGUGUUCUGAUGAUGAUGAUAGUGAUGUAGCGAGUAUAUCAUCAGAGAGGUCUUACAGCUCUAAAGGAUCUCGAAAUCAUCAUAAAGUAUUGGAACCUGGAAACGAGGUGGCAGAGAUCGUUCGUUUAACCAGCAGUAAUGUAUGGUCCGAUAGACGGGACGGUGUCAUAUGUCUUCAAAGUUUUCUUCUAAACUCUGGCGUUCUCAGCCAAAUAGAUCUUGGACGGAUAAAGGAAUGUCUCACAAGAUUGUUUUUCGAUCCACACAAUAAGGUAAAACAUCAUCUGUAACGGAUUAUUAGUAUUUUACUUAUUAUUUUAUUUCAAACCUUGUUUUAGCAUACGGUGCAGAAGACUUCACUCCCACUGGCUUCACUUAAAGGGGCCUGGUCAGCCACACCUUUGUUUUUGUUUACAUGCGAGAGUUUGGCUAUCAUAUUUUAUUCGGAGCAUGUCGAAACGAAGGAAAUCACUGUGAAACUACUUAAGAUAACUAAACAUACUAUCAG